UUUUUGAGUUAAUUUCAUUGUUGAACCUCACAGUCGUAUUACGUUUCCAAUACAACAUGACUGGACGUGGAAAAGGUGGAAAGGGUUUGGGAAAAGGAGGUGCCAAGAGGCACAGAAAAGUGUUGCGUGAUAACAUCCAGGGCAUCACCAAGCCAGCUAUUCGCAGAUUGGCAAGAAGAGGUGGUGUUAAGCGAAUCAGCGGCUUGAUCUACGAAGAAACUCGUGGCGUUUUGAAGGUAUUCCUGGAAAACGUUAUCCGCGACGCCGUCACCUACACUGAACACGCUAAAAGAAAGACAGUAACAGCUAUGGAUGUUGUGUACGCUUUGAAACGACAAGGCAGAACACUGUACGGCUUUGGAGGUUAAAGAAUAUCGUCAAAAAACAAAAAAAUACAAUCGGCCCUUCUCAGGGCCAACAAAUUGUUUAAACGUAUGGCAACUUUCAGUUUUUCUUGUAUCAAGUAGAUUUUUGGAGCAUAAAUACAAUCUAAAUGUGUAUAA
This is a messenger RNA of Megalopta genalis, 503 nucleotides long. RefSeq names its product histone H4. The record is from RefSeq and is a predicted model, not a curated record. NCBI's taxonomy places the organism in Eukaryota, Metazoa, Arthropoda, Insecta, Hymenoptera, Halictidae. Gene Ontology annotation, molecular function: DNA binding; structural constituent of chromatin; protein heterodimerization activity. Gene Ontology annotation, cellular component: nucleosome.